GGUCGGGAUGGGAACAGCCUGUAUGGAAACCAGGCGAGUGGAAGAGAUGACUGCGUGGUCGGGCUCCUGCUUUCCUGGCUGCUGGGGAAGAUGGAGCGAUUUUCUGCCUUCUGCCUUUGCCUCCCAGGCUCCCUUCUUUCCUCCCUAGCUGGUCACUAUUCCCAGUUAAGCAGACCUUAUUUGGACCUCUUAACUGACUGGGGGAGCCGCUUGGUCUAUGACCCCUUGCAGGGGCGGUGGGUUAAAAGUUGUCUUGACAAAGCUGAAUUGUCCUGGGACGAGUUAAGGGAGCGCUUCAGCUGCCUCUAUGAGGGACCAGCUCUACUCAGGGGACAGACACAAGCUGCUCUGAAACUCCUGAAGGCACAGGGUGGAGACUUUAAGGUCUGUGGCCUAAGUGUGUGGACUGACUUACUGAUGGAGGUAGAGGAAUAUCUGAGGAAAGAAGCAGAGCACUAA
Molecule: messenger RNA, 459 nt
Organism: Eurypyga helias (sunbittern)
Lineage: Eukaryota; Metazoa; Chordata; Aves; Eurypygiformes; Eurypygidae
Gene: FANCF
Product: Fanconi anemia, complementation group F
Exons: 1
Biological process (GO): interstrand cross-link repair
Cellular component (GO): Fanconi anaemia nuclear complex
Source: RefSeq, a predicted model, not a curated record